Molecule: messenger RNA, 4217 nt
Organism: Amphibalanus amphitrite
Lineage: Eukaryota; Metazoa; Arthropoda; Thecostraca; Balanomorpha; Balanidae
Exons: 18
Coding region: 199-3360 (1053 amino acids)
Source: RefSeq, a predicted model, not a curated record
CGCGUCGGCAGUCGGCGGCGGCGACCCGGGCCGUGAAGAGCUCUGGAGCGGCGCUCCCGACGGUGGUAGCGGCGGCCAGCACAGUCUCGGCACCGGCUCGGCUCGCGGCACCUCCAGCGACCGCCCCGGGCAGACGGACACCUGAGCUGAACUCGGCUGACCUGUGACCGGCGCGCCGGGAUACAGAUACUUCAGAAGAUGGAGCGGCAAACACUAUGGGGCCUGCGGCUCCAGAAUAUUGUCCUCACUUGUGUUCUUCUAUUGGCCUCGUUCUCAGCAUGUUCUGCGGAGGUAGCCUUUGAGAAGCUGACAGAUAUGGACUACCGAGGCACCACGUACUACACGAUCCGUAACCUGACCCUGUACGAGUGCCAAGGCUGGUGCCGCGAGGAGCCCGAGUGUCAGGCGGCUUCCUUCAGUUUCGUCUCCAACCCGCUGACGCCGGUCCAGGAGACGGUCUGUCUACUACAGAACGAGACGGCUGCCAACAACCCGUCAGCGGUGCCCAAGCCGGCCAUCAGUACCUACUACAUGAUCAAACUACGCAUCAACUCAGACAAGGUCUGUAACCGGCCAUGGACGUUUGAGCGUCUACCGAAGAAAAUGCUGAGGGGGCUGGACAAUGCUCUCAUGUUUGUCUCCACCAAGGAAGCGUGCCUGGCGGCAUGUCUGAACGAGGAGCGUUUCAUCUGUCGCUCUGCCGAGUACAGCUAUCUGACACUGCAGUGUCAUCUCUCCGAGCACGACCGUCGCUCGGUGGACGAGACCAUAGAGAUGGUGGAGGCCGACCAGGUGGACUACUUCGAGAACCUCUGCCUCUCCGGUGCACAGGCGUGCAAGGGAGACCGCGAGUUCCCCACGCCGGAGAUCGGGGUGCCGAACGCCAUCAUCAACCGUUACGUGGACACACACUACUACGUUGACCUGGAGCUGAUGGCUAACAAUGUGGAGGCCUGUCGGCGCGCCUGUGAGAUCGAGAACGAGAUCCUGUGCCGGUCAUUCCUGUACCGCGGCCCCCCGACCGGCACCACGUACAACUGCCAGCUGUUCCACAUGGACCACGUCACCCUGCCGGACGGCGCCGAGACCUUCCUGGACAAGGACCGGCCUCUGAUCGACACCGGCAGCGACCCGGGCAUCUACUACGAGAACGUCUGCAAGAGAUCACCGGUGGUGUCUGCUGGUGCGGCUCUCUCUGACGGGCCUCAAACGGCCGCUCUCGCGGAGCUCAUCUCUUCCAGCCUCUCCCAGGGCCCCAGCUCCAGCCCCCUCACCAUUGCGGCCUCCUCGGACGAGACUAUCCCGGGCUCCAGCAGCGAUCCUGCCGAGGUCCCGAGUGGUCCACUCAGCGCCGGUCCUUUGACGGGCUCCGGAGCGCCGACUGUGGUUGGUGCUUCCGCCCCGGGCUACUACAUCCCGCCCAGCACCGGGUUCUCCCCCAGUGUGGCAGAACAGACCUCGGAGUCCGAUCCUCCUCCCUCAGCUGAAGGCUCCACCGUCGAGGUCAUCUCUCCGGCGGUGGGGAGCUUUGUCCCGCAGUUAUCUCCUCUAGCUGCCCUCACUGAGCCCGGGAGUCCCGCGCCUCCCUCUGUCUCAUCUGACCCCAACCCCACCGAACCAGAGAAUCCUCUCCCGUCCGUGGCUAGUGAAUCCAAUAGUCCCCUGCCGUCCGUUCCUAACAGACCCGGCAGCCCCCUCCCGUCGGCUCCUAGCAAGCCCGUGAGCCCCCUCCCGUCCGCCCCUAAUGGACCCAGCAGCCCCCUUCCGUCCGCCCCUGGUCAACCCGGGAGCCCAGCCGUCCCGACCAGCGAGUCCGCUGAACAACUAGGAUCUUUGGACGGCGGCCCGGAGCCGGGUCCACUGCCGGCGGUGGACCCCACCGAGCCUCAGAUUCCCUUCCCCACCGGAGACACGGAGGGUGCCGGAUCGGACACAGCCGGUGAGGGUGACGGCGGUGAUGGCGAUGACGGUGCCGAGAUCGUCACCAUUCCCGACCUGCCAAUCUCUGGCGGCGGCGGCAGCAGUCCAGGUGGCGCCACCGGAGACCCAGCAGGCGGCGCCACCGGCGGAGACGGCGGCAACCCUGCCAUUCCUGAUGGAGGCGAUGGCUCGAGUCAGACUGCCGGCGAGGGCAACGAUCUUAACUGUGACUCCAGCGGCACCUGCUAUGAUGUGUCUGUACAGUGCAAGGACACCCGGAUCGUCGUCCAAGUGGGCACCAACCGUCCCUUCAACGGCCGUAUCUACGCGCUGGGCCGCUCUGAGACCUGCAACGUGGCCGUGGUGAACUCUGAUCGGUUCCGACUGGACCUCAGCCUCUCCGGACAGGACUGCAACACUCAGUCCAUCGGCACCGUCUACUCCAACACAGUGGUGGUUCAGCACCACUCGGUGGUGAUGACCAAGACGGACAAGAUCUACAAGGUGCGCUGCACCUACGACAUGUCCUCACGCAACAUCACCUUCGGCAUGAUGCCCAUCAGUCAAGCGGCUCAAGAUCCCAACUCAGAGUUUUAUGACCCUAACUUUGACGCUGAGUCGAUGGGGCAGCUGCUGAUUCGGGACCCGGACAUGAUUUCGAUCACGUCUGCGCCAGCCGCGCCUCCGCCUCGUAUCUCCAUUCUGGACAAGACCGGUCAGGUGGUGGAGACUGUCCGAAUUGGCGACAAGCUCACCUUCCGCAUCGAGAUUCCGUCCAACACGCCUUACGGCAUUUUCGCUCGCAACUGUGUGGCUAUGGCCAAGGACGCCAAGAGCACUUUCCAGAUAAUCGACGAGAACGGGUGCCCGGUGGACCCCAACAUCUUCCCCCGGUUCACGUCCAAGGUCUACUCCCUGGAGUCGAUGUACGAGGCGUUCCGCUUCACCGAAUCCUACGGCGUCAUCUUCCAGUGCAACGUCAAAUACUGCCUCGGAGAGUGCGAACCGGCACAGUGUGACUACAAUGGCAAGCAGUUCCCGUCGUGGGGCCGCCGCCGGCGCCGCGCGCUGAAGCCCACCAUGUUGUCGGAGGAUCCUCGCGACCCCGAGUCGAUGACUCUCAGCCAGGAGAUCAUGGUGCUGGACUUUGGAGACGAGGAGGGCGUGGGUGUGCAGCGGCAGCAGCAGACCAGUCGGCCGGAGGUGCAGCUGCCGCCGUAUGUCACUCAGGAGGCCACCUUCGGAGCCCCGGCCGCUGCCAGCGCCGCCGACCACUUCAGCUUCACGAACGAGAGUGUCGAAAUGCUGGAGAAGUGCCCCACGAAGACCUCCGUUCUGGCUCUCUCCGUCACCUGCGCUCUGCUGGUGCUCAUCUACGUCUGCAGCAUCUUCUACCUCUUCAUGAAGCGGUGGAUGACCCGCAACAACAAGGUCCUAUAGAAUGGAGACGGCGCCAGCCGAUCGCCGGCCGGUCUGACUCGCCGUCUACCGAUUCGAGAAGACGGCAGAAGAGCCGACCCGACUCGCCGCGGCCAGGGCAGUCCGAACGAGCCUGAUCCCGACAAAUAGUGGUGGGCUCUCGUGGCAUUACAACUGUGCUUUUACGCAGUGAUCGCAUUUGUAUGUACAGAGGACGCAAGGGGAGCAUUUAGGUGCAAGUUAUUGUUGAUGUCCCGCGUCUCCGUUUUUUUUAUAAGAAUGAUGCGAUGGAUGAGUGCCUUAGAGCUUUGACAGUAACUUGCAUCUGGUGAUUGUUAAGAAGCUUCCUUGGAGAGCGGUUCUUUUAGUGUUGUUUCUGAGACCUGAGACGAUUUGUCGUCUGUAACUGAACAAAGGCAUUCUUCUCACACGAGUCUGGGCGAUAUUUAUUGUGGGCAUAAGCAGUUGUUUUGAGAAUACGUAUCGGAUGUAGACGUGUGUCUUUGCAUCUUUGUGUAACAUAUGCCAGUGUCGAUUGUUAAUGAGUACCUAGUGUCGAUAUUUUGACCUUUUGUGAUGUUCUUUAUUCAACAUGCACUAGUUUGAGAUGCCUGUAUCGGAAGGGGUUUGAAACAAACAAGGUUUUUGUUGAGAUUGGUGUGUCAUAAAACAGAAAUCAUCUAUAGCGUGAUCACAUGUUCAGUAAAUACUCUAGAAACGAUAUCUUGACGUUUUUUUUCAACAGACAGCCUUUUACAGAUGUGUCGACUUUUGUCUAUAUUCUGCAGUGGCUGAGUUUCUUUGUGCUCGCCUUUCUAGUGCAAGUGUGAUGUAAGGAUAUCACGAAACAUGGUCAAUAAAUGAUAUUUAUAAUAAAA